AUGGGAGGAGAUGAGCCUCGCCCCGGGGUCGAUCCUGAUAAGGAGGAAGGCCAUGUUCGACCCAUGGAGGAGUUAAUGAUGGUGCAAUUAUGCGAGAGGGAUGCUACUCACACUACUAGAAUUGGAAGGGACAUGGAUGCCAUGAUGGCAAAGCAACUUGUAGAUUUCUUACGACGCAACCAGGAUGUGUUCGCCUUCUCGCCCAGUGACUUGGUUGGAAUUGAUAGCUCUUUAGCUGUUCAUAGGUUAAACGUCAAGCCCGGGACCAAGCCAGUAAAACAAAAGAUGAGGCAUCUUGGAGCUGAAAAAGAUAGAAUAAUACACGAGGAAGUUCUAAAGUUGUUGAGUGCUGGUCAAAUUCGCGAGAUAAGGUUUCCCACUUGGUUGUCCAUUGCUGUCUUAGUAAAAAAGGAAUGGGCAAGUGGAGGAUGUGUAUCGAAUUUAGAGGCAUGA
Messenger RNA from Erythranthe guttata (spotted monkey flower), 453 nucleotides. Lineage: Eukaryota; Viridiplantae; Streptophyta; Magnoliopsida; Lamiales; Phrymaceae. The record is from RefSeq and is a predicted model, not a curated record.